Molecule: messenger RNA, 1629 nt
Organism: Fusarium redolens
Lineage: Eukaryota; Fungi; Ascomycota; Sordariomycetes; Hypocreales; Nectriaceae
Exons: 8
Coding region: 1-1629 (542 amino acids)
Source: RefSeq, a predicted model, not a curated record
AUGACUCCACUAGAAAGCACGCUACCCAAGCUCGCAGCCAAAGGUCAAGGCGAGAAUGACCAAGCAGCUUCUGCUAUCGCACACAGAACGCUUCCCCCGCGUAGACGCAAUGCUCCUUCCUCGGCCAACUUGGCCGACUUGCUCAGAGAUCAACCCGAGGGCUUCGCGUUACAAGUCUUGGAGUCUCUAAGACAGGGCCGGUCCCCAAAAGCGAUUAUGGAUUCGAUAGGCGGCAAUUUGUCUGUAACUGUUAACCCGUCGAUAAAUGCAGCGGCUAGGGGCACGUCUGCUCCAACACAGGCACCGCUGGAGUUCCAGCUUAUUGUUCAAUAUCCAAAGGUAUAUUCGCGCCUCCCUCCUCUGGACGCAGCGUCGUCGGACCUGCAACUCCUCGGUAUUCAGCCACUUGUGCUGAGUGUCUAUCCACAGGAUGUGAUUAACAGAACAUCUUUUGGUGUCGACAACGGAAUCCCUAGUGACCCUCGCCUCCAUUACGUCGACAUUUCACGCUGGACAGUUGUCGCCAUAAGCAAUCAAGUCGCCGCGGAAGCCAUCUCCCUAUAUCUGAACAUGAACCAGCCCUGGUGGGCAUUUUUCGAUACCGACCUGUUCCUAGACGAUCUCGUUAGUGUGAAGACCAACUUCUGUUCCCGGAUGCUGGUCAACGGUCUUCUUGCAUGGGCCACUCAAAGCUAUGCCCACUAUGAACCGAUGGCCGCUACACUACCUGCCAAGUUCCUGGUUGAGGCCUUACGAAUUUACGAUGCCGAAAAAGGCGUCGACAGUCUAACAACUGUGGCAGCGACAUCUUUGAUGAGUAUGACGUGGAUUACUCUUGGAAAAGACAAAGCUGGACGUCGGUUGCAAGAGGAUAGUGCUAGGAUGGCACAGCGCAUGCGAUUGUAUGGAGAAUCAGACGUCUCUUCAUACAAUCAGCUGGACCUAAGCGAUGAGUGCGUUGAAGCAGCCGUAUGCGCCACUGCUUGGGGAUCCUUUAAAUUCCAAAUUUACAAACCAAUCCCUAAAAGGACACCAAGAUUUCGCAUACCAGGAAAAGCGUGGACCACAGCCCAGGGGCACGGCAUACCUAGAACCGACGCAAAAUAUACAGCCGUAUGUCAGUUCUGGCUGAUAGUAUUUGAUAUGAACUACCCUUUGCUACUUCGAAAGCUAUUAUUGAUCUGUUCCGGCCCUUCGAACACGAGGAAUGCUACGCCGAAAGCCGUUAUAACAGCGUCGAUUGAACAACUAAAACGUCUUGUUUAUCAAUACCGUGCAGACUGCGAGUCAUCCAAGUACUCAAUCAUCUGGCAAAGCGGUAUGCUCUACCUUGUCAACUACAUACUCCGAGAUUUAUCCAGCAACGAAUCGCAGUUUUACUUCCUACUCUGCAUGCGUGGCUAUCAGCACCUUGCUCGCUACAUGCCUUUUGUCAGUGGCAUAGUCCAGAACCUGAUUUUCAUUACCAACCGGCAGGGGGUUCCUUUGACCGUUAAUACUCAAAGACUGCUUGAAGAACCCUCGGUGGUGAGCCAGCGCGAGGCAUCCGAAAGUGGAACUUUACCAGACGGCUGGAAGGGUUCCGUCGAAGAUCUGAUAACUACCCUACCUAUGCUUGAAGAUGAUUAA